GAAUGCGCAACAAAGAACGGGAUCGCCGCUCCGCUCCUGGCCGAAGGCUGAAGUAGAGUCGAGGGACCCGGGAUUGUUCCGCACACGUCUUUUCAUCCGGGAUCCGCAAAAAAAUAAUAUUAAUUCUUAAUAAUAUGGGAAAACAAAGUAUCUACAUACUGUUUUUUGGGGUUUGUUUUAUCAAAACUUGCGCAAGUUUUUCCAAUACCACUGAAGCAACUUCAUCCAGCACUGGCAACACCACCUCCUGGAUCGAGAACUUCAGCGACAUCGAGUCGAAGUUCUCGCUAAGAACGGCCGACACCCCGGAUGAGGACCUGUGCUACAUCAUUCCCGGCCAACCGGACACCAUCGCGGGAUGUAACUUUAAAUGCGACUCACAGACCUUCGUGGUCAUCCAUGGAUGGACGGUGACAGGGAUGUAUGAGAGCUGGGUGGUGAAGCUGGUGAAGGCCCUGUAUGAGCGGGAGCCCUCUGCCAACGUGCUGGUGGUGGACUGGCUGGCGAGAGCCCAGCAACACUACCCCACAUCAGCCGCCUACACCAAGCUGGUGGGACGUGACGUGGCCAAGUUCGUCAGCUGGCUGCAGGCCGAGCUGAAGUACCCCUGGGAGAAGAUCCACGUGCUCGGUUACAGCCUGGGGGCUCACGUGGCAGGAAUCGCCGGCUUCCUCACCAAGCAGAGGAUCAGCAGGAUCACAGGCCUGGAUCCUGCCGGGCCCGGGUUCGAGUAUGCCGACGACCAGAGCACACUGUCCCCGGACGACGCGGAAUUCGUGGAUGUGCUGCACACGAACACCAGGGGGUCGCCGGACCGCAGCAUUGGCAUCCAGAGGCCCGUGGGUCACGUGGACAUCUACCCCAACGGGGGCACCUUCCAGCCGGGCUGCGACCUGCAGAACACAGUCAUGAUGAUCGCCACCUCCGGCUUCCACCACAUGGACCAGAUCGUAAAGUGUUCCCAUGAGCGCUCCAUCCACCUGUUCAUCGACUCACUGGUGAAUCAGGAGAAGCAGAGCCUGGCUUUCCGCUGCGGCACCAAAGAGGCUUUCAACAGCGGCCUGUGCCUGAGCUGCCGCAAGAACCGCUGCAACAAGCUGGGCUAUGAUGUCAGCAAGGUGCGCUCACGAAGGUCUGUGCGAAUGUUCCUGAAGACCCGCGAGGCCAUGCCCUUCAAAGUCUUCCACUACCAGGUGAAACUGCACCUCUUCAGCCAGCAGAAUCAGACCUUCGUCGAGCAGCCAAUCAAGAUCACUCUGCUUGGGACCAAUGGAGUGAAGGAGGACAUCGCCAUCGUUGUGCCUCAGCUGAGCACCAACAGCACCAUUUCCUUCCUGCUGACCUCCGACGUGGACAUCGGAGACCUGCUGAUGGUGAAGCUGGUGUGGGAAAAGGACUCUUUCCUCAGUUUGUCCAGCUGGUGGAGCAGCAACAGCUUCCUGGUCCGGAAGAUGCGCGUCAAAGCUGGAGAAACUCAAGCCAAGGCCGUCUUCACUGUCAAACAGGGGGACUUAGUACACCUUGUGAAAGGUGGGGAGGAGAUAGUCUUUGUGAAGUCUGAAGAGGAUGAAGCCAGCCGGAAGCAGAGACGGAUGCACAGACUGAAGAUGUAUGGGAGUUCCUUCAAACAAAGCACUAUGUAAAACUUCCCCCAAAGCCAGCGCCCUCCUGCUGGCCAGAGGCUGGUUCCUGCACAAUGUAGCUCUCUCUAAAUCAGCAUGUCUGUCUCACUGAAAUGUGCCCGCUCACUGAUUCUUUGUCCUUUGACAAUUUAAGCACUUUGGUAACAGUCUUCUAAUCAGUGAUGAAACACCUCAUUGCUGUCUUCCAGUCCUCAGUCCAGAACUAAGUGCACUCUGGAUUUUUAAACUGGACUUUUAAAACCGACAAGGGUUGAACGUGGAAUGUGUAGCCUUUGGACUUUCCCUUGAAGCUUGCAGUGGUUUCUCUUCUUCCCCUGCCUACUUGUUAGAGUGUACUGCAAACAUACCUGCUUAAUUUAUAUAUGUAUAGCACUUGUCUGAUUGUCCUCCAAGUGCUGCAGUGCCUAGAUGGGCCUGAAGUGCAAAACACAAAGUGUUAAUAAAACACAAAACAUCAAAGAAAGCACAAAAGUUUGAGAAAAACGCAAGACGGACAUUUUUGGGGGUUUCCUUAAUGUCUUGUGUUUUGCACUUCGGGGCCACCUUAGCAUUCAGAUAGAAUUUAGCUUCUUUCUUAGCUUUUUAGCAUUAGCUUGCAGGUGCAGCCUGUACUUUGUGGGCAUCAUUCACUGUCCAGUGUUGCUUAGAUCUGCUCUCCAGAUGUCCUAAGGUUACCUUUGGUCGCAUCAUGCCCAUAAUGACAUAAAGAUGAAUCCCCUCUUUAAGCAGACACGUUACCUCCAAUAGCAUAUUAGCCAUCCCAGUUAACUCCCAGGGCUGACUGUACAUGUGUCUCAAAUGUCUUUGGAAUGCAUGCUAUAUCUAGGCUCUUAGAAUAAUAAUAAUAAUUUAAAAAUGUGGGUCUCAAAGCUUCCCAUUGUUACACCAAAGGGACCAACCCAGGCAAUUGUCACAAAUUCCAUGGAAUGGUGCCAUUUGGGAUGCGAUUUCUCAAAUUUAGAUAAAACAAAUUGAAACUCACAUAUCCUGUCUCUUUUGUGUCUAUAACGUCAUUGGGCUUAGGGGGUGCAGUCAAGGUAUGGUUAUGAGUCCCCACAAGUCAGGGUUAACCAAAAAAAUCAUACAGCUAGUUCAGUAUGACUGUCUGCUAUAAGGGACUGACCUGAAAUCGAAGCUCAUGUCAGCCCUGGUACUUGAGUGUAUUACCUUCCAUGAUUAUUAUCUCUCCAAUAAUACUGCAUACUCUAUUUAUUGAAUGUAUGUGUAUAUUUGUAUAUUACGCUGUACAUAAUAUAUUUUUGCUAGGCUUCCAAAGAUAUCUAUUUUAUUAUCCUGUUCUUUGAAGUACUAUUGAGCUAACAUUCUGCUUUUGAAGGUCGAUUUCAUACAGAGGGAUGGGAAAGUGGGUUCGGUAGGCAUUUCUCCCGCCAAUGCGGGCUGUGUUUAUGUUUGUUUUGAGAUGCAAUGUACUGUAUUAAAGGGGAAACGUGGUACUGUAAUAAAGCUGGUAAAUCUCA
Molecule: messenger RNA, 3121 nt
Organism: Brienomyrus brachyistius
Lineage: Eukaryota; Metazoa; Chordata; Actinopteri; Osteoglossiformes; Mormyridae
Product: lipoprotein lipase-like
Exons: 10
Coding region: 135-1643 (502 amino acids)
Biological process (GO): lipid metabolic process
Molecular function (GO): lipoprotein lipase activity; apolipoprotein binding
Source: RefSeq, a predicted model, not a curated record